UGACAGCGUGCGCCUUCUCGUGUCCUGCUCUUGAUGAAAACUUUUGCCGAAAACCAGUGAAUCGAAUUGAAAGCCGUUGAGAUGUGUGAAAAACCCAAGCAAAUAAUCCCUGAAUCCAAAGUGGCCAAAUUGGGCAGUAAACAAAGUGUGGAAAAGGAAGUGUGAGGCGCACUUUUCUGCGACGUGCGAGCCGAAAAAUCAAAAAAUCGAUUUAUCCCCCAAUAAAAACAAAGUGCACUAAAUGCCCCAAAACUCCCGAUGAACUUCAAAUAACCAAACUGGGCUGCGAAGUGUGAAAAGUGAAUUGAAAACCGAAUGCUUUACGAAAAAAUAGUCUUUCAAUUAAAUAUUCAAUGAAAUUCGUUGAGAGUGGGGGAGAAAAUCAAAUCAAAAGAGCAGGCAAAGCAGCUGACACAAGAACCUAACAAAGAUCAAAUCAAAAAUACGAAGUGUGAUGCAAACAAAACGAACAUUUCUGUAGAGCUAAGAGGUCGAAAAAGUAAAACAAUGACUAUGUUUCAACACCAAAAGCUUAAGUGCCAUUUGGCGAGUGAGUGAGUCCGUCAGCCGACGAGUAAGUCUGACAGAGACACGGCCAGCGUGUAAAUAAUAAAUAAUAAAAGGAGCGAGUAAAAAGUUAUUAGUAACAAUCGUUGUUGUUGAGUUGUUGUUGUUACCAACUGUCGACAUACCCUUGCAACUGCCGGCGAAAACAGCGAAAUAAUGGGUCUGCAGAUGACAGCAGCCCGUCCAAUCGCAGCUCUCAGCCUACUAGUGUUGUCCUUGCUCACCUGGACUCACCCCACAAUCGUGGAUGCAGCCCAUGCAAAUUAUUCGGAUAUACCAUAUAUACAGUAUCUCACACAUCCGCCGGAGAUCAUCAGGAAGCCGCAGAAUCAGGGAGUCCGAGUGGGCGGCGUUGCUAGCUUCUAUUGUGCGGCCCGCGGUGAUCCGCCUCCAUCGAUAGUGUGGCGCAAAAAUGGCAAAAAAGUUUCGGGAACCCAGUCGCGUUACACGGUGCUGGAGCAGCCCGGCGGGAUUUCCAUACUCCGGAUUGAGCCCGUGCGGGCGGGACGCGAUGAUGCCCCAUACGAGUGUGUGGCGGAGAACGGGGUGGGCGAUGCCGUUUCCGCAGAUGCAACUUUAACCAUCUAUGAAGGCGAUAAAACACCCGCAGGCUUUCCGGUUAUAACCCAGGGUCCGGGAACUCGCGUCAUUGAAGUGGGUCACACGGUCCUCAUGACAUGCAAAGCCAUCGGCAAUCCGACGCCAAACAUUUACUGGAUUAAGAAUCAGACAAAGGUUGAUAUGAGCAAUCCGCGCUACUCUCUCAAGGAUGGCUUCCUGCAAAUCGAAAACAGUCGCGAGGAGGAUCAGGGCAAAUACGAGUGUGUGGCUGAGAACUCAAUGGGCACGGAGCACUCGAAGGCCACCAACUUGUAUGUGAAAGUCCGUCGUGUUCCGCCCACCUUCUCACGCCCACCAGAGACCAUCAGCGAGGUGAUGUUGGGAUCCAAUCUGAAUCUAUCCUGCAUUGCCGUCGGCUCACCCAUGCCGCAUGUCAAGUGGAUGAAGGGCUCUGAAGAUCUUACACCCGAGAAUGAGAUGCCAAUCGGGCGAAAUGUCCUGCAGCUGAUCAAUAUCCAGGAGAGCGCCAACUACACUUGCAUAGCGGCCUCCACUUUGGGCCAAAUCGAUUCCGUUUCGGUGGUUAAAGUGCAAUCUCUGCCCACCGCACCCACCGAUGUGCAAAUAUCCGAGGUGACCGCCACUUCGGUGCGUCUGGAGUGGUCGUACAAGGGUCCCGAGGACUUGCAGUAUUACGUGAUCCAGUACAAGCCGAAGAACGCCAACCAGGCCUUCAGCGAGAUAAGCGGCAUCAUCACCAUGUACUAUGUGGUCCGCGCCCUGAGUCCCUACACGGAGUACGAGUUCUACGUGAUAGCCGUGAACAAUAUUGGACGUGGACCGCCCUCGGCACCAGCGACAUGUACCACCGGCGAUUUCUCAUUCGGUGGCACAAAAAUGGAAAGUGCACCACGUAAUGUCCAAGUGCGCACGCUGAGCUCGUCCACGAUGGUUAUUACUUGGGAACCACCAGAGACGCCCAAUGGACAAGUGACCGGCUACAAGGUGUACUACACGACCAAUUCGAAUCAGCCGGAGGCGUCGUGGAACUCCCAGAUGGUCGACAAUAGCGAACUGACCACAGUCUCGGAGCUGACGCCCCACGCCAUCUACACGGUCCGGGUUCAGGCCUACACAUCGAUGGGAGCCGGUCCAAUGUCCACGCCGGUCCAGGUGAAGGCCCAGCAAGGUGUGCCAUCGCAACCGAGCAAUUUCCGGGCAACCGAUAUCGGCGAGACCGCAGUCACACUGCAAUGGACCAAGCCGACGCAUUCCAGCGAGAAUAUCGUGCACUACGAGCUCUACUGGAAUGACACAUACGCCAAUCAGGCCCAUCACAAGCGCAUUUCCAACUCGGAGGCGUAUACCCUGGACGGACUCUACCCCGAUACCCUCUACUACAUCUGGCUGGCUGCAAGGUCGCAGCGCGGCGAGGGGGCCACCACCCCGCCCAUUCCGGUGCGCACCAAGCAAUAUGUACCAGGUGCUCCGCCUCGAAAUAUCACCGCCAUAGCCACCAGCUCGACGACCAUAUCCCUCAGCUGGCUGCCUCCGCCCGUCGAGCGGUCGAACGGCCGGAUCAUUUACUAUAAGGUGUUCUUCGUGGAGGUGGGUCGCGAAGACGACGAGGCCACCACCAUGACCCUCAAUAUGACCAGCAUUGUGCUGGACGAGCUGAAGCGCUGGACAGAGUACAAGAUCUGGGUGCUGGCCGGCACCUCCGUCGGGGAUGGGCCACGGUCGCAUCCCAUCAUUUUGCGCACCCAAGAGGAUGAGAAAAAGAUGCCCGGCGAUCCGCAAGAUGUGAAGGCCACGCCUUUGAACUCCACUUCGAUCCAUGUCAGUUGGAAGCCGCCUCUCGAAAAGGAUCGCAAUGGCAUCAUCCGUGGGUAUCAUAUUCACGCCCAGGAGCUGCGAGAUGAGGGCAAGGGCUUUUUGAACGAACCCUUCAAGUUUGAUGUGGUGGACACGCUGGAGUUCAAUGUGACUGGCUUGCAGCCGGAUACAAAGUACUCCAUUCAGGUGGCGGCACUAACUCGUAAAGGAGAUGGUGACCGGAGUGCUGCGAUUGUGGUGAAAACUCCUGGCGGAGUACCAGUUCGACCAACGGUGAGUCUGAAAAUCAUGGAGCGGGAACCGAUAGUGUCCAUCGAACUGGAAUGGGAGCGACCGGCGCAGACCUACGGCGAAUUGCGUGGCUAUCGACUUCGGUGGGGCGUCAAGGACCAAGCUCUGAAGGAGGAGAUGCUGUCAGGACCCCAGAUGACCAAGAAACGCUUUGAUAACCUGGAACGCGGAGUUGAGUACGAAUUCCGUGUGGCCGGCAGCAAUCAUAUUGGUAUCGGCCAAGAGACGGUGAAAAUAUUUCAAACACCAGAGGGAACUCCCGGUGGACCGCCCUCUAACAUUACCAUUCGCUUCCAAACUCCGGAUGUACUGUGCGUGACCUGGGAUCCACCAACUAGGGAGCACCGGAAUGGCAUAAUCACCCGCUACGAUGUUCAGUUUCACAAGAAAAUCGAUCAUGGCCUGGGAUCCGAGCGAAAUAUGACUCUCCGGAAGGCAGUGUUCACAAAUCUGGAGGAGAACACCGAGUAUAUCUUCCGGGUGAGGGCUUACACGAAGCAGGGAGCAGGUCCCUUUAGCGACAAGUUAAUCGUGGAGACAGAACGUGACAUGGGUCGAGCACCGAUGUCCCUGCAAGCAGAGGCAACCUCGGAGCAAACUGCGGAGAUCUGGUGGGAACCGGUAACAAGUCGUGGCAAGUUGCUGGGCUACAAGAUCUUUUACACCAUGACUGCUGUCGAGGAUCUGGACGAUUGGCAAACGAAAACCGUUGGACUUACGGAAUCCGCUGAUCUUGUUAAUCUCGAGAAGUUUGCCCAAUACGCCGUGGCCAUUGCAGCGAGGUUCAAGAACGGAUUGGGACGUCUUAGUGAAAAGGUUACAGUACGCAUCAAGCCGGAGGAUGUGCCCUUGAAUCUUCGCGCUCACGAUGUCAGCACCCAUUCGAUGACUUUGAGUUGGUCGCCACCAAUCCGGCUAACCCCGGUGAACUACAAGAUCAGCUUCGAUGCCAUGAAGGUGUUUGUGGACUCGCAGGGAUUCUCCCAGACCCAGAUCGUUCCCAAGCGAGAGAUUAUCCUUAAGCACUAUGUGAAGACCCACACUAUCAACGAACUCAGCCCGUUUACCACGUACAAUGUGAAUGUGAGUGCCAUUCCCUCGGAUUAUUCCUACCGGCCGCCCACAAAGAUUACGGUCACAACACAAAUGGCUGCACCUCAGCCAAUGGUGAAGCCGGAUUUCUACGGCGUUGUUAAUGGCGAGGAAAUUCUGGUGAUACUGCCUCAGGCUUCGGAGGAAUAUGGACCCAUAUCGCACUAUUAUUUGGUGGUGGUGCCGGAGGACAAGUCUAAUCUGCACAAUAUACCCGAUCAGUUCCUUACCGAUUACCUCUUGCCGGGCAGGAACAAGCCAGAGCGUCCAAAUGCGCCGUACAUUGCAGCCAAGUUCCCGCAGCGUUCCAUUCCGUUCACAUUCCACCUGGGAUCUGGGGAUGAUUAUCAUAACUUUACAAAUCGCAAGUUGGAGCGAGAGAAGCGCUACCGCAUCUUUGUGCGAGCGGUGGUGGAUACGCCACAGAAGCACCUCUACACCUCCAGUCCCUUCUCCGAGUUCCUGUCGCUGGACAUGAGGGAAGCUCCGCCAGGUGAACGGCCCCACCGACCCGAUCCCAAUUGGCCCGCGGAGCCGGAAGUGUCGGUGAACCGCAACAAGGACGAGCCGGAGAUUCUGUGGGUGGUGCUGCCCCUGAUGGUGUCGACCUUCAUUGUGUCCACCGCCCUGAUCGUUCUCUGUGUGGUGAAGCGUCGUCGCCAGCCGUGCAAGACUCCGGAUCAGGCAGCUGUUACAAGGCCCCUGAUGGCCGCCGACCUGGGAGCCGGACCUACUCCCAGCGAUCCCGUGGACAUGAGGCGCUUGAAUUUCCAGACACCCGGCAUGAUCUCCCAUCCGCCCAUACCGAUAUCCGAGUUUGCCAACCAUAUCGAACGACUCAAGUCCAAUGACAAUCAGAAGUUUUCGCAGGAAUACGAAAGCAUUGAGCCGGGCCAACAGUUCACCUGGGAUAACUCCAAUCUGGAGCAUAACAAGUCUAAGAAUCGCUAUGCCAAUGUUACCGCCUACGAUCAUUCACGCGUCCAGUUGCCAGCGGUGGAGGGUGUGGUUGGAUCAGAUUACAUCAAUGCCAAUUAUUGUGACGGCUAUCGGAAGCACAAUGCCUACGUGGCGACCCAAGGUCCGUUGCAGGAGACCUUUGUGGACUUCUGGCGCAUGUGUUGGGAGCUGAAGACGGCCACCAUUGUGAUGAUGACGCGAUUGGAGGAACGAACGCGCAUAAAGUGCGAUCAGUAUUGGCCCACCCGCGGAACGGAAACCUAUGGUCAGAUCUUUGUGACCAUCACCGAGACACAGGAACUGGCCACCUACAGCAUCCGUACGUUCCAGUUGUGCCGGCAGGGCUUUAACGAUCGGCGUGAGAUCAAGCAGCUGCAGUUCACAGCCUGGCCAGAUCAUGGAGUGCCCGAUCAUCCAGCUCCCUUCCUUCAGUUCUUGCGCCGUUGUCGCGCCCUCACGCCACCGGAAUCCGGACCCGUGAUUGUUCAUUGCUCUGCGGGAGUGGGUCGAACUGGCUGUUAUAUCGUAAUCGACUCAAUGUUGGAACGAAUGAAGCACGAGAAGAUUAUCGACAUCUAUGGGCAUGUUACUUGCUUACGGGCGCAACGGAACUACAUGGUACAGACGGAGGAUCAGUACAUCUUUAUCCAUGACGCCAUCCUGGAGGCCAUCAUAUGUGGGGUGACGGAGGUGCCGGCUCGAAAUCUACACACCCACCUACAGAAACUACUGAUCACGGAGCCCGGCGAGGCCAUCUCGGGCAUGGAGGUGGAGUUCAAGAAGCUGUCUAACGUCAAGAUGGACUCGUCCAAGUUCGUAACGGCCAAUCUGCCGUGCAACAAGCACAAGAACCGCCUGGUCCACAUUCUGCCGUACGAGUCAAGUCGCGUCUACCUGACCCCCAUCCAUGGAAUCGAAGGAAGCGACUAUGUGAACGCCAGCUUCAUCGACGGCUAUCGCUACCGUUCCGCCUACAUCGCAGCACAGGGUCCUGUCCAGGAUGCCGCUGAGGACUUUUGGCGCAUGCUCUGGGAGCACAACUCCACCAUUGUGGUCAUGCUGACCAAGCUCAAGGAAAUGGGCAGGGAAAAGUGCUUCCAGUACUGGCCUCAUGAGCGAUCCGUACGCUAUCAGUAUUAUGUCGUGGAUCCCAUUGCUGAGUACAACAUGCCGCAGUAUAAGCUGCGUGAAUUUAAGGUCACGGAUGCCCGGGAUGGCUCAUCGCGCACCGUCCGCCAGUUCCAAUUCAUCGAUUGGCCGGAGCAGGGUGUGCCCAAGUCGGGCGAGGGCUUCAUCGACUUCAUCGGGCAGGUGCACAAGACCAAGGAGCAGUUUGGCCAGGAUGGACCCAUUACCGUGCACUGUUCGGCGGGCGUGGGACGUUCGGGUGUCUUUAUCACACUGAGCAUCGUUCUGGAACGAAUGCAGUACGAGGGAGUACUGGACGUCUUCCAGACAGUGCGCAUACUGCGAUCCCAGCGUCCGGCUAUGGUACAAACCGAGGAUCAAUACCACUUCUGCUAUCGCGCUGCACUGGAGUACUUGGGCUCAUUCGACAAUUAUACAAACUGAGUUCAUUUCUCAAUGGGAUUGCCCGGUCCACAGAGCUAAAAUCUCAUCGACCCUGCGUUCGUUGCAUACUUAUUUCGAACUCUACGCAUAAUACGCAUUUACGAUAUACACGGAUAUCAUAACUCUAAAGUAUUAUAGCCAGCUACUGCCCACACUUACUUAAUACACCUAUACUUAUAUACGUGGAUAUGUUUAGUUUAUAAGCGCACCCCCGCCCGCAGGUUAUGUUACCAUUACGAUUCUUUGGGGGACUCGAUCUUUUAAUGCGUUCUAUUUUAUUGAUAAUGUAAACUAAAGAAGACUGUUACACGUUUAAUUAUCAAAACUUUAUAUAUCAACCCACAUGCACUUCUAUGUACGAGUGUGUGCAUCAAGAUUUGCUCGCUAAUGGAGAAGGAUGUCAAUCAACUUGUUGUUCGUGGUACUGCCGCCGGAGUGACCAUGAAUGAGGGGCGCCACUGGAAACCGAUACAUAUUUGAACUAAGGACUUGGUAGCUAUUAGUCUUACCGCCUAAAUCGAAUCUCGAACGGAAGCAAAGGGUCGAAAGUAGAAGCCAUUUUAAGUAAAUCGAAAACUUCUGGCGAUUUGGCGCAAACUCCAGUCGCUAUUAUAAUAUAUAAUACAAUCAAACAAACACUGCUAUGUUAAUCAGUUUUCAUGCCUCGGUUGAUGGAAACCAGUAAAAACGGUCCGUGCAAUUAGUCAAAAGUCUUGCAUAGCGCAUAUUUUAUAAGGCAGCUAGAUUCUAAAAUUAGUUUUCAAACACAACUUACGUUUUGAUCUCCCCGCAAAAGGUGACGAACCUUAUGGACUGAUCGAUGUCUUGGUAGCUAACAGACAGUUCAAAUUUCAUAGACCAUUAUGAUAGACCACAGACGCAACUUCCAGCUAUUUUAAAUUCAACCUCAUUCCCUCGACUUCUAUUCAGUUCCCUAGUACAUUCCUGUAUAUACCACAGUCGAUACCCGAGCUAGCCACGUAUGUAUGUGUAAUUUAGAUUGAAAAGCUAUGAAAAGUUAUUGUACCUAAGGUGUAUGAAGACAUAGAUAAUAACCAAGCGAACAGAUUAGAAUAACUGUAGAUAUGUACUGUAGCAUAUAAUUUUUACCAUAAAAUAGAGCGACACACGCGGUUAUAAAUAUACAUAAAUCAAGACAUUGGCAAUAGUUCUUAAGGUACAUUAUAAUGUAUAUAACUGAUAAGCUGUUUUGCAAAACGUUUGAAUUCGGCCUCGUAACUAUACAUAAAUAUAUAAAGAGUUAGCAAGCAAAUGCUUAAAAGCAAACACUAAAUUAUUAGCUGAAACACAUGUUAAACAACCAUAGUCAUAUGUAAACUAAAUAUUUAUACGAAAUAAAGGUAUUUGUUAUAACUACUCUAGCAUGUUGCCCCUGCCAAUUGGAUCGGAAGAGUUAGGAAG
This is a messenger RNA of Drosophila sechellia, 8301 nucleotides long. RefSeq names its product tyrosine-protein phosphatase Lar (gene Lar). The record is from RefSeq and is a predicted model, not a curated record. The transcript is spliced from 22 exons. NCBI's taxonomy places the organism in Eukaryota, Metazoa, Arthropoda, Insecta, Diptera, Drosophilidae. The coding region runs from base 724 to 6879 and encodes 2051 amino acids. Gene Ontology annotation, molecular function: protein binding; protein tyrosine phosphatase activity. Gene Ontology annotation, biological process: protein dephosphorylation.